Messenger RNA from Prosopis cineraria, 1090 nucleotides. RefSeq lists its product as uncharacterized. The record is from RefSeq and is a predicted model, not a curated record. Bases 786 to 986 code for a protein of 66 amino acids. The transcript has a single exon. Lineage: Eukaryota; Viridiplantae; Streptophyta; Magnoliopsida; Fabales; Fabaceae.
GCACCAUACCUGAAAUACAGUGAUCUGGUGUUGUAAUGUGUGGGAAUAUUGUGUCUCCACGUAGUUCGGCUCUCGUUUAGAACAGGCACUUGGUUUUUUUCCCGUGCUCUGUCCUUUGCUACGCUCAACUUCAACCAAUCCACCACGUCGCUCUGUUUACCUCCUUUCGUCUUUGUAUCCACGGAAUACAUUUUAUAUACAUACACACACACACAGUUGAAUUGAAUUUGAUGACAUGACGACAUGACGCUACUCUUGUGUGUUUGUUUGAUGAGAGUGAAUAAUUGAACAAAGAAUAAUAAGGAGUGGUUAUCGAUCUACUGAGACCUUUUUGCUUUAAAAAAAAAUUGCGAAUGAAGCCCAUCGUCUCUGGUAAAUUAAAAUCCAGUGGACACACGAGUAGGGGAAAUAGAGAGAGUAGUGAGAGCAUAAUAAGUGAGGACAUAAGAGGAUAGGAGCGUAUUCUGCAAGGCGCGUGAGAGUGGCCGCGACGGCAGACUUCAACAGGAGAAAGAUAAGAGAAGGAAGGAUAGGCAGGAGGAGGAGAGAUGACGUCAGGGGGGGCAGUCAAGGAAAGGAGAGACGCGUGGAAACGUCUAGAUGCCCGCGCACGCGCUUCCUUUUUGUGAAUAUAUGAAGCCAUCCCUGCUGCUGCUUCUACACAAAGCUAUGUUGUUCCGGAAUCCAGACCAGAAAGAAGAGACCCUCAACCUGUGUUUCUGUAUAAUUAUAAACAUAUAAAAGUGUAAAUCCGAUCAAGAGGAAGGAAGAAAGGAAGAGGAAAGAUGUGUUUGGUGUUUGUGUGCGACGAGGACGAGCGAGUGGUGUCGAGGCAGAUGGCGCCGGGGGCGUGCCCGUACUGCGGAGGCAUGGUUCAGGCGGUGGACGUGGAGACCCAGUGGAGGUUCUGCUUCCUGCCCUUCUACUUCAAAACCAAGCGCCGCUUCUACUGCUCCUUCUGCAACAGGCGCCUCAUCCUCCAGUGAUCUUUAGACUUCAAUGCCUCUCUAAUUUUUCUUUCCCUUCUUCAAUUUUGUCUCCCUCUGUAAUUCCACCACUUAUAAUACUAAUACUAAUAUCUUCCUUUUAA